Dreissena polymorpha is the source of this 852-nucleotide messenger RNA. RefSeq names its product tetraspanin-18-like. The record is from RefSeq and is a predicted model, not a curated record. The transcript has 4 exons. Gene Ontology annotation, cellular component: membrane. Lineage: Eukaryota; Metazoa; Mollusca; Bivalvia; Myida; Dreissenidae. Bases 20 to 424 code for a protein of 134 amino acids.
GAGCCCCGUGAAGUCGUCCAUGUCAAAAUAUAAAGGUAUCGAGUCCUCUGAAGUGUACUCACUUGGCUGGAACGUCGUCAUGGUCCAGUUCAAAUGCUGCGGUGUUGACAGCUACAAAGACUUCGACUUUACGGGCGAGUGGGUACAGCCUGUGGUUGGUGUGACGUUAGAGACGCCAAUAGCGUGCUGCAAGACGCUGCCAACUGGAGCGACGUUGGCGGAUUUUGCUUGCGCGACUUCAUAUGACGAGACCCUCAGCAACGGAAUGACGGGCUGUUACUCGGAGAUAUGGAGUCGCUCGUUCGGCAAAACGGCUGUUGUUGUACCCGUGCUAGUGGUGUGUGGCCUUAUUCAGAUCGCAUUCAUAGUGUUUGCAAUAAGCUUGGCGAAAUCUGUCGACGAGGAAAAAGUACGGCCACUGUAACAAGGCAUCGCAAUGUCGAGGAUGUGAGAGUCUGCCAGUUACGAAAAGCAUUCACUGAAUUCACGUUCCUGUGUACAUGUAAAUAAAAUAGUUUGUCUACGAAAGUAUACUGAUUUUUAAAUUAUUAUAAACUUGUGGGAAAUCGGUAUGCAACUCUGUGUUAUAAGUUAGAAUUGAAGGUUAUGCCCACAUUAUAUUUGGGUUAAACAGUUAUUGAUUGACAAUUCCCAACUGGUUAAUUAAUAAAUUCUGCAAUAGAACUGUGUAGACUGCAAUAGAAAGGUGUAAAAAGUCAUUAUUGUCGACACCAGUCCGAUGUCUUGCUACACGGUACUUAGAUCAGCGUCGACUUUGGUUGUUCUUUAGCUAGAGUCGAAUCGGGCACGAUCGCAACCUCCAAAUUUGACUGGAACCAGCAUGGCUGGCAA